This is a messenger RNA of Lolium rigidum, 1272 nucleotides long. RefSeq names its product glyoxylase I 4-like. The record is from RefSeq and is a predicted model, not a curated record. The transcript is spliced from 3 exons. Lineage: Eukaryota; Viridiplantae; Streptophyta; Magnoliopsida; Poales; Poaceae. Bases 306 to 923 code for a protein of 205 amino acids.
GCCACACAGCCACUAGCUAGCUCCCAUCCAUCCACAUAAGUUCGUAUCUCACUCUCCGUCGGUGCCGUACAUUCGUUUGUUUUCUCCCACACUCUCCUCCCUCGCCUCCGGCGAGCGCGUCUUCACAGAAGUUAUCGUGCGCCGACGCACCGAAGGGCCACAUUUCCAUCGAGUCUCGACUCUCGACCUGGUCUCGGCGGCGUUGGUCGAUUUGCAACGAGUUUGGCCCUAUUACCUUUUGGGUCGGCACCGUCUCGUCGGAGAAGAAGAAACACGUACGUACGUACAUUAUUGAGGAGAACGAUAUGGUGAACACGAAGGCGGCGGCGCAGGGCGGGGGGCUGCGGCUGGCGUCACUGAACCACAUCUCGGUGGUGUGCCGGUCCCUGGAGAGCUCGCUGGCGUUCUACUGCGACGUGCUCGGCUUCUUCCCCAUCCGCCGACCAGGAUCCUUCGACUUCGACGGCGCAUGGCUGUUCAACUUCGGGAUCGGCGUGCAUCUGCUGCAGGCGGAGGACCCAGAGAGCAUGCCACCCAUGAAGACGGAGAUCGACCCCAAGGACAACCACAUCUCCUUCACUUGCGAGAGCUUGGAGGUGGUCCAGCGGCGGCUCAAGGAGAUGGGCAUCGAGUACGUGCAGCGGCGCGUGGAGGAGGGCGGCAUCUACGUGGACCAGCUCUUCUUCCACGACCCCGACGGCUUCAUGGUCGAGGUCUGCACCUGUGACAACCUCCCCGUCAUCCCCCUCGUGCCCGCGCCGAUCUGCAAGAGGGCCGCCGCCGCCUCCAAGCAGCAGUUCACUGUCCCGGUGGCCGUGGCGGAUCCCGCACCGGCAAAAACUACCGGCGGCGGAUGCAUCGGCGAGGAGGUCGCUGCUAGCGCAAUGAUGGCAUGCCCGGAGCAAGCCUGCAUGCAGGUCUAGCACUCUCCUGUCAUUCCAAGAUGGAACGUUUUGACCAAGUGUCGACCAGAUUUGUUCAUGUUUCGUUGCCCGUGAUUAGCUGUAUUUAGUGUCCUUUGUUUCCAUUAUAUCUUUUUACGUAAAAUGGCCAAUUGUAUUGGUAUAUGCAUCUUCAGGUAUAGCGAGCGAUCUGCGGCGAUCCAUUGAUCUCUUGCGUACAGUCACAGACAGUUAGCGAGUUGCUUUGCACAUGUAUAUUUAUGUUUGCUGAGAUCUGUUCAUUCAGGAGGGUAUCACUCCACAUGUAUUUGUCAUCUAUCCGCAGAAAAAUAAUAUAGCAUCUGUCUACUCACAGAACAUGAUUCAGUGU